AUGAAAGGUGUAGGUACGUGGGAGUCUGCCAUGGAGGUAGCGGAAGAGCAGCAGCAGCAGCAAAAAAAACGUGGUGGCGGCUUUCAGUCGUUCGGUCUUGAAAAACCUCUUCUCGAUGGCAUUUUGAGACUUGGCUACAACGUGCCAACACCCAUUCAGCGCAGAGCCAUACCGCCAAUGAUGCAGGGAAACGACAUUGUUGCCAUGGCCCGAACGGGAUCGGGAAAAACGGCGGCCUUCCUCAUUCCUAUGCUUCAUUUACUGAAGGCACACAGCAAAAUUGUUGGAGUUCGCGGGCUCAUCCUGUCUCCCACGCGUGAGUUAAGCAUGCAAAUCCUCCGCUUCGGUAUUCAGAUUAGCAAGUUCUUGGAUCUCCGAUUCGUAGCACUUGUUGGGGGUAACUCCUUGGAACAACAGUUUGAGAUGUUGGCAUCCAACCCAGAUAUCGUAGUGGCAACACCCGGACGUAUAUUACACAUUAUGGAGGAGGCUUCACUGCAACUUUCCAUGGUGAAAUCCAUAGUGUUAGACGAGGCUGAUCGCUUGUUUGAGCUUGGUCUGCAACCACAAAUUGUUGCCAUUAUGCAGAAGAUUCCGGAGUCUUGCCAGCGGUCACUUUUCUCUGCAACAAUGCCUAGUGUUCUCGCAGAGUUUACCAAUGCCGGUCUCCACAACCCUGUGGUCCUCCGCCUAGAUGCGGAAAUGAAACUGAGUGAUAAACUCAAACAGAGUGCCUUUUUUGUGCGAAAUGACGAAAAAAUUGCGGCACUCAUUGUGCUGUUGAAGAAAGUGAUUGGCAUUGAAGCCAGUGACAAAAAGAGCGAAAGUGCGGAGAAGCAGGCCCUUGUAUUCGUGGAGUCUAAAUUCCAUGUAGACUACCUGGAGGCAAUCAUGGAGGCUUACCAUAUCUCUUGCAGCGCCGUACACGGACAGAUGGAUCAGGAGGGGCGCCGCAAUGCCGUUCGUGCCUUUGCCAAGCGGGAGACGAGUGUUAUGAUCGUGACAGAUGUCGCCGCCCGCGGUUUAGACCUCCCUCUGCUGGACAACGUAGUUAACUUCUCUUUCGCACCAACACCCAAGUUGUUUGUGCAUCGAGUUGGUCGCGUAGCGCGCGCCGGUCGCUCCGGGGCGGCGUACUCUAUCCUAACCUUUGAGGACUUCCCCCACUACGUAGACCUCAUGGCAUUUCUUAACCGACCAUUGCAAUGCCGGAAAGAACCUGGGGACCUUCUCUUUACUGCUGACGACGGCUGCUACGGUCGUAUGCCGGAGGACGCGCUGCAGCUUGAGCUGGAUUUCAUUCGACGGCUCGUGCAGAACGAUGUGGAACUUAAGGGCAUGACAAAGGUAGUAGAAAACGCUCAUAAGAAGUUUGCCCGCACAAAGAAGAAGGCUACACACGAUGGCAUUCAAACGGCGCGGCAGAGUGAAUAUCAGUUUGAUAGUACGCCGCUUCAUCCGAUAUUUGUGGAACGGUUGGAAAAAAAGGAAAUCGCCGCUGACGAGGCGCGUGUUGGGCUGAAACGUUUCAAGGCGAAGGAGUCUCUGUUGGAGAUCGUCCAUGGAGAGAAAAUGAUGGAAAUCAAGAAACCAGUUACCGUUCAAUCUCUCUGGAGGGAGCAACGACAGAGGGGUGAGGAUAAAGAGGGGAGUGAAAAAGUUGACACUGGAAGCGAUAAAAAGCAGGGAAAGCACGAAUCUGAAAACUGUGUUUCAAUGGUGGCUCGCAAGAAUGGGGCGGUGAAGGGCAGCUCGACUAUGGGAAGAAAGCUUUCACUCGCCGAAUCGCUUCUCUUGAAAGCACAGGAGCGGAAGAAGCGUGAAAGAGAGGCAGUCAACGGUGAGGAGAACGAUGAUGUCGAUGGCAUCACGGUUUUUCCAGCGCGUGCCGCGUACCAUAGCAACUCGAGUGCUGGUGCAAUCGGCGGUAUGGAGUGCAACAGUGACAAGUACCGCGACCGCGAGUUCUUUAUGGAAGACGUCAAGCGCAACACCAUUGAAGAUGUCCACUACUCGGUAAAGGAUGCAACGUUUGACAUUGGAGCUGACACAGCACAGGAGGCACAACAGCGACGGCAAGUUUACGCUUGGAGCAAGAAGAAGAACCGAUACGUUCGCAUGAAUGUCAACGAUGCCAAAGCGCUUCUUCGCGGAGUGAAGAAUGAGGCUGGUAAGGCGGUAAACUUCAAGACAAAGCUGAAGACGUACUCUAAGUGGACCAAAAAGAGCAACCUUCGCAUUCAGGACGCUGGUGAGGAGGAAGAUCUCGGGCCACUGCGCCAAGCACGCGAUGCGCAGCGGCAAAAUGAACGGGGAGUAGGAGAUGAGGAUGAUGGAUUCGAUGAGACGGAGGAAGUGGACAUCAGUAACCCUAAUCAAGGAAAGAAACUGCGGAUUGGACGGAAGCUGCGCCGGCUUCCAAAGGAUGGUCAUGUGCGUACUUUCGAGGAAAUGGCUCUCAUGAAGAGAAAGGCGGCAAAGGAGAAGGCACGGUUGGAGCGCAAAAAGCAGAAAGGUAAACGAAAAAGGUGA
Messenger RNA from Trypanosoma brucei brucei TREU927, 2532 nucleotides. Its product is annotated as ATP-dependent DEAD/H RNA helicase, putative. Gene Ontology annotation, cellular component: nucleus. Bases 1 to 2532 code for a protein of 843 amino acids. The transcript has a single exon. Gene Ontology annotation, molecular function: ATP binding; RNA helicase activity; RNA binding. The record is from RefSeq and is a predicted model, not a curated record. Lineage: Eukaryota; Euglenozoa; Kinetoplastea; Trypanosomatida; Trypanosomatidae.